CUCUCGAACCCUCCUCCGACUCCCAUCUCGUCUCGCCCGACACAGAUCCCGUCCGAUCUCGGGCUCCGAUCUCCCUCCCCAAGAUCCCACCAGGUUCUCGCUCUCUCGAUCUCCUCGUUCCAGGGUAGCUCUUUGAAUUCCGUUCUCGUUGCCGAAUUCGCAUCUGGGUCCGUCUCCGUCCGGCAAGCGUCGCGCUCGCUUCCGACGACAGAUCGCGGCUCUGUUCUCGGUAAUGCGAGCCGUUUCCAACUGACCCAGUUGGCUUUCUUGAGCACCCGCCCGCGCGUCAGGUAUCUGUUGAAAGUCCCCAAUUAGAUUUCCUUUUGUUAGGCGCCUUGCUUUGCCGAAUUGGGGGCUCGAUUAGGAGCCGCGCUUGGCGAUAUACGAUGUCUUCGCUCCGAUUAGAUUCCCAGAAGCCGUACUUCGCCACGACCGGACUCGUGGUGGGGUACGCUCUCUCCUCGAGCUUGCUCGCCGUGAUAAACAAGUACGCCAUCACCAAGUUCAACUACCCUGGCCUCUUGACCGCACUGCAGUACCUGACUUCUGCUUUGGGCGUCUGGGUGCUGGGGAAGCUCGGGUUUCUGCACCACGACCCUUUCGUCGUCGAAACUGCCAAGAAGUUCUUGCCUGCUGCCCUCGUGUUCUAUCUCGCGAUAUUCACGAACACGAACCUCUUGCGCCAUGCCAAUGUGGACACGUUUAUCGUUUUCCGGUCCUUGACGCCCCUUCUGGUUGCCUUGGCCGAUACCGCAUUCAGGAAACAGCCGUGCCCGUCGAAGUUAACAUUUGCAUCGCUAGUCAUUAUCCUAGGUGGUGCUGUUGGGUACGUGGCCACCGACUCGGCUUUCACAUUGACUGCGUAUUCGUGGGCAUUUGCUUAUUUGAUUACGAUCACGACCGAGAUGGUGUACAUAAAGCACAUGGUCAUGAAUCUUGGAUUGAACACUUGGGGUUUUGUGUUGUACAACAAUUUGCUAUCGUUGAUGAUGGCUCCGGUCUUCUGGAUUCUCACAGGAGAGUACGGUGACGUUUUCGCUGCUUUGGGAGCCAAUGCAGGGAACUGGUUUGAAUAUGAUGCAUUCUUUGCUGUCUCUUUGUCAUGUGUAUUUGGUUUGCUUAUCAGCUUCUUUGGUUUUGCCGCGAGAAAGGCAAUCUCCGCGACAGCAUUUACUGUGACUGGGGUUGUGAACAAGUUUCUUACGGUCGUCAUCAAUGUGCUGAUCUGGGAGAAACAUGCGAGUCCAUUUGGUUUAGUUUGUCUAUGCAUUACUAUUGUUGGAGGAGUCACGUACCAGCAGUCGGUCAGUGGAACGAGCAAUACUACAGCUCCGCGUGAGUCUACUAUGCCUAAGCAGGUGGACAGCGAGAAUGAAGGCGAUGAUUUUGUAGAGGAUAGGCAGGGAAGGGUGACUGGUAAACUUGCUUUAUGAGUUACAUUGUAUUGCCUCUUUGAUUGUUCUAGAUGGUGAAUAGAAUAGUUGAUGCGCCAUCUUUAGCAUAAAGCUAUUUGAAAUUUGAGGCCUUUAGUUUGUGAAAUGUUUUGCGUACUAUUGUGAUUCUGUUGUCUCUUUUUAGAGAAUAUUGAUGUUCUUAUGGAUUAUGCUACACGUUGUUCAAUUGCUUUUGCAAGUAAAUCGUAUGUCAUUGGAUGCUUCUUCUAC
Molecule: messenger RNA, 1664 nt
Organism: Syzygium oleosum
Lineage: Eukaryota; Viridiplantae; Streptophyta; Magnoliopsida; Myrtales; Myrtaceae
Product: GDP-fucose transporter 1
Exons: 1
Coding region: 387-1433 (348 amino acids)
Cellular component (GO): Golgi apparatus
Molecular function (GO): GDP-fucose transmembrane transporter activity; antiporter activity
Source: RefSeq, a predicted model, not a curated record